Messenger RNA from Charadrius vociferus (killdeer), 1197 nucleotides. RefSeq names its product chromosome unknown open reading frame, human C17orf75. Bases 1 to 1197 code for a protein of 398 amino acids. Lineage: Eukaryota; Metazoa; Chordata; Aves; Charadriiformes; Charadriidae. The record is from RefSeq and is a predicted model, not a curated record. The transcript has 10 exons. Gene Ontology annotation, cellular component: trans-Golgi network.
AUGGCGUUUUUCAGUACAUUACACGAACAGAGGAAUUGCAGUAAGGAGAGCCGUUUCAGCGCUGUCCGCGCCCUCGGGCCAUACCUUUCCCCGCUGCAGCCCCUGUUCCCCCGUUACGGCUGCAGCAUCAAUCCUAAGAACGGCUCCGUUUCCAGGUCGCCGCAGCCAGGAGCGGGCAGUAGGGAUGGCAGUCCCAGCACUGCGGCGGCAGAGACACCCUCCACGGAAGACUUCAGCCUCUCCUUGCUGGACACUAACUUACCAGCUGAAGCAGAGACUGAAUUGCGCAGUUUUAUUGCUAAGCGUCUUGCUAAAGGAGCCCUGUUUGAAGGAAUGGGAAAUGUAGCAUCAGUGGGGCUGAGCAUACCAGAAUAUAAAGUUGGUUGUUACUACUGUCGUUUCCAACAAGAAAAUCUUCUAGAAAUGGCAACACUGGAAUCAGACAUGAAUGCUCCAGAAUAUGUGGUUUGUUUCUUAGGUGGCUCAGAGAAAGGUCUGGAACUUUUCAGACUUGAGCUGGACAAAUACAUUCAAAGUCUGAAGAUAAAUCUCGAUUUGGAGCAAAAAAACAUGGAGACCUAUGUUAAUCCCUGCUUGAGAAGCUGGUUUGAGAAUGCCAUAUGCCCUAUUCAGAGAGUAGUACAGCUCUUCCAGGAGAAACUUGCCUUUCUGUUACAUGCUGCUUUGAGUUAUACUCCUGUAGAAGUGAAAAAUGCAGAUGAAAGAACAGAAAAAGACAUCAGCAGGUUUCUGGCAGCUGCCAGCCUCCAAGGACUUGUUCAGGAAGGAACAAUGACCUCCUUGUGUAUUGCCAUGACUGAGGAACAGCACAAGUCAAUGAUUAUAGACUGUAGUGGACCUCAGCCUCAGUUGCAUAAUGCAGGAAGCAACAGGUUCUGCGAGGACUGGAUGCAUGCUUUUGUGAAUGGUGCUGAAGGUGGAAAUCCAUUUCUCUUCCAGCAGAUUUUGGAAAACUUUAAAUUGAAGGCUAUACAAGACAUUAACAACCUGAAGAGGUUUAUCCGCCAGGCUGAAAUGAACCACUAUGCCUUGUUCAAGUGUUACAUGUUUCUAAAGAACUGUGGCAGUGGAGACAUCCUUUUGAAGAUUGUUAAAGUAGAACAUGCAGAAAUGCCAGAAGCCAGAAAUGUAGUGACCGUCCUUGAGGAAUUCAUGAGAGAAACAUCAGUGGCUUAA